This is a messenger RNA of Mya arenaria, 1091 nucleotides long. RefSeq names its product sigma intracellular receptor 2-like. The coding region runs from base 104 to 652 and encodes 182 amino acids. The record is from RefSeq and is a predicted model, not a curated record. Gene Ontology annotation, cellular component: endoplasmic reticulum. NCBI's taxonomy places the organism in Eukaryota, Metazoa, Mollusca, Bivalvia, Myida, Myidae. The transcript has 3 exons.
UUGACCUAGUGAAUACAGUAUGUUGACCUAGUUAAACGUAUUUGGGAAAAGGGUGUUUAUAUGUGUGUAGUCAGCUAUUUGGACACUGUAUCAUAUUGUCAAAAUGGAAAGAAUAAUUGAUAUUCUGUUUUUGUUGUAUUUUGGGAGUCACAUUCCAAUAGCACUAUUCUUCGAUUUCCAAGCAGUUUUACCAGGCUGGAUGUUUCCAAAAUUGUUUGUUGACACCGUUGAUUGGUACGCGGAGGAGUUCGGAGAUGCCAUGAUGAAGGCCAAACCAGCCUGGUUCAAGUCGUUCUGCACGUGUGAACUAUUUCUACAAUUCCCAUUCUUCUUCGUUGCACUGUACGCGUAUUGGAAAGGUAUUUCAAAGUGCAGGUGGAUCCGACUGCCAAUAAUUGUCUACUCAACUCAUGUUGUGACGUCACUGAUCCCGAUACUCUUCCAUAUUUUUCUACAUGAUUUUACAUUAGAGAGCUACAAGGGUCCUAGAACGUUCACUGAGAGGCUGCAGCUGAGCGGAUUUUAUUUCCCAUAUUUUAUUGUGCCAUUGGUUUUGCUACUUGAUGCCUUGUUCCACCCAGUGUACGUGAACGGAGGCAGCGAAAGUACAAGAACAGUGAAACAUAAACCAAAGGGAAGAAAACAUCAUUAAACUGGAGGCGAUAUUUUAAAUUAUUUAAAUAUUUCACAUAAAGUAUUAUGUUGUUUUUUGUUUAAGUUAGUAAUGCUGAUGAAAAAGAAUGUGAAUAUUCAAAAUACAGAUCUUGUAUCAAUCGAAUAACAGACGGACCGAUGAUAAAUGUAACGAAUAGAGGCAUUAAUUAAUUUUUAAUCGAGUUAUAAUCGCUAAUGGCAAUUGUGGUCUUCAAAGACGAUAUUUGAACAAAUAUAUAUUAAUAAAGGGUUCCAGAUUUAUUUUUUUUGUUUUAACACGCAUUAUGAAAAAAACAAGAUAAAUGAAUGUUUGUACAAGUGUCUGGUUGAGUACACGUAAACUAGUUUAAAACCCCAGUGUACACCUGUUUCAUUGAUAUUUCAAAGGCGGUAAUCACGACAUUUAUUAAUAAAGAUUGGUCGAUUAAUGUAUGGCA